Molecule: messenger RNA, 3905 nt
Organism: Syngnathus typhle (broad-nosed pipefish)
Lineage: Eukaryota; Metazoa; Chordata; Actinopteri; Syngnathiformes; Syngnathidae
Gene: pelp1
Product: proline, glutamate and leucine rich protein 1
Exons: 19
Coding region: 47-3655 (1202 amino acids)
Biological process (GO): rRNA processing
Cellular component (GO): nucleus
Source: RefSeq, a predicted model, not a curated record
CGUCUUAAUGACGUUGACUUAGCGGACCGGCAGGGAGGCAGGCAAGAUGUCGGCAUCGUCUUUGCUGCAUGGUCCGUCUGCUCUGCGUUUGACUGAAGGUUUCUUGUCGGUUCUGAAGGAGCAGCGUCCCGAGUAUUUGCCCAGUUUACUGGACAGCUUCCGAGAGCAUGGCGUCUUCCGCACGCAGGGUACCAGCGCGGCAGCCGGUCUGCUUGGGUUUAGCAACGCCAAGCUGGCUUCCAGUAAGACCAAAUUUGAGGGGCUGUGUCUCCUCGCCAUGCUGGUUCAGGACAGUUCAUGUGAGCUGUUCCAGCAACACUGUCUCUCCUGGCUUCGCUCGCUUCAACAAGUCAUACAGUCCCAGGCUCCCGUUCAUACCAUCCAGCUGGCCGUGACCAUCUUAAAGGACUUGCUGCAAUAUUCGUCUCAGUUGGCAGAGCUGGCACGGGAGGUGGGCCUCAACUGCAUCCUGGGCAUCCUCACGUCACUGCUGGGUCUGAAGACAGAGUGUGAGCUAGCGGCCAUGGAGGGAAUGACGGCGUGUAUGACCUACUACCCCCGAGCGUGUGGAUCCCUGCGGGACAAGCUGGGGGCCUACUUUCUCUCCAAAAUGGACAGUUACAACAAGAAAAGCCAAGAGGUGGCUUGUCAGUGCUUCGGUUGCCUCCCCUGUCUGGGCGGUCUGACAGACCGAGCGUCGGGCACUGGCCGAGCCGACCGAUGGAACAAUCAGGUUCACUGCCUCGUGGCCACGGCCAAUGUCGCGCUGUCUCAACUUUACCUCGGCUCCGAACUGGACAGGACGGCGCAAUACGAGGGUCCCGGGGUGGAGCUCGGCUUUCCUCAUCUCGAUCAAUCGGAUCCCUUGCUGCCGCUGCAGCUCCAGCGUAGAUACACGGCCGUGUGUCUCGCGCUCAAGCACACGCUCGGGGUGGAUCCGGCGUCGGCUGUGCGUCUGCCCGUCAGACCCAUUCUCAAUCUGGUGUGUCGAGCUCUCGCUAUCAGCGCCAAGAGCAUCAAUUUAACCGGCGACGGCAGUGUGAGGCUGCUGCUCCUGCCUGCCAUUCACACCAGCACACUGGACGUCUUAACUGCGCUCUUCACUGUCGUGCGGAGCAGCAUGGUGCAGUACGCCGCGGUCCUCCAGAGGCUCUUUUCUCAAACCUUGAGUGCAUGGACGCCUCCGCCUGAAAGUAACCCCGGGCAGCAGAGAGCCUACAGCUCGGUGCGCGUGUCCGUGUACAGAAGCCUGGAAGCGUGGGUGCAGGUGGCCGGCGCGUCUGCCGGCAUCCUCCAGGGGAGCCCCAGCCACACCGAGCUCCUUUUUUCCCACCUCCUCGGUGACAUCACACCCGGGGCCGAGUCCGUCAAGCUCCGAGCUGGCUUGUCGGCUGAUGCGGUUCCCGGUGGCAAACCGGGCCCUCGCAGGACCAAACCGUUGGUCAUGGCUGAUGCAGUUGGGCCCUCCCUUCAGAAGAAAGGCGACAUUUUGGCCAACCAGGAUACCUGCCUUUCAGCUCUCAGGGCUUUAAGACAAAUCAUACUGACCAGCGGAACCCUCCUAAAGGAUGACCUUCACAAGCGUCUCCACGAGGUUUUGCUGCCGCUGUGCGUGCGCUUGCAGCAGCAGCAGUCCAGCUGCAACAGCACUUCCGAGUCUGCAGGGGGCGUCAGCGGGCAGUAUGGCGGCGUCCUCACUCGGCGGGAACUUUACAGGUUGUUGCUGGCUCUCGUCCUGGUUCCGUCCCCGACGUGGCCUCCGCCUCUCACCUGCGCCGUGUCUAUUCUCAGCAAAGGGCGCGCAGACCGCAACCUCAAGGUGUCCUCGUUCUGUAGCGAGGCACUGACUAUGUGUAACGCCCUGGUCCACCCGCGCGCUCCCUCCAUCGCCAUCCCCUUACCACCCCUCACACUGAAGUCCAGCCCUUCAGCUCCCGUCCUUGCGUCCUCUCAGGGCCCGACCCCCGGCCUGCCGUUACCCACCCUCCUCGGAGGCCCCGGCUCCUCAAGCCCCUUCCCCGCCGCCCGCCACUCGCUUGCUCUGCUGGGCUCUCUGGAGAACCACCUGUCUCUGGUUCCAGGCCACGCCUCAGGCGAUGCCAUUCUGUCCCCGCACGCGCACCACCAGCCAGAGCCGGCCAAUUUGGGCCCCCCGGAGGGGCAGAGACCUGUUUUUGUGCGCUAUGACAAAGAGGAAGCCGAGGACGUGGAGAUCUCGCUGGCCAGCGACUCUGACGACAGCGUGGUCAUCGUUCCUCCGGGGAUGCUCACGACGGAGACACGCGAGCCCGUCGAGAACGCGGCCCCGCCACAGAACCCGGCGGCCGCCACACCCGUGGGCGGUGCCGCCGAGCCCGUAGCGGUGGCUCCAGCUGUGACGGAUGGCGUUUCCCUCCCUGAUGACCCAGCCACCUCUUCCGCCUCGCCUCUUCCCGCCGCUGCUGUCAACUCCUUCGUUCCCCACACCUCCUCGGUGGUCUCUCUCGUUCCGCCGGUUGGCGAGGGGGAGACAGCGGCCGUCAGACCUCAGCUCCAGCAGAUGCUGAUGCAGCCCUCGACCCCCGGAGCCCUGGGGCUGCCCCUCCAAAUGCACCAGCUGCAGAACCAACUGGCCCCCCCUCAGGCAAGGCUGCCCGCCGACUCCAACAACGAAGACUCUGGCGUCAUCAACAUCAACAGCACGGACGAUGAAGACGAAGAGGAAGACAUGGAGGAUGACGAAGAGUUGGAGGAAGAUGAGGACGAGGAGGAGGAAGUCAGCGAUUUCCCUGAGGGCGAGUUUUAUGAGGGCGAGGAGUUUGACGAGUUUGAUGAGGAUGGGGAAGAGCUGGAGGAGGAGGAAGAUGAGGAGGACGAGGAGGACGAGGAAGAAGACGAGGGGCGUGAAGAUGGCACGAUGCCUUUGUUAGAGGGAGCGGAGGACAAAGCGAACGUGGGCGGCAUUGAGGAGGAGAAGGUGCCUUGUGCAGAAGUCAUGCUGCCCGCCUCAAGCACCGAUGGAGAAACCGUGGGAGGCAUCCAGGAGAUCCAGCUCAGCAGAGCUGACGUCGCCGACGAGCGUGCCCGAGUGCAGGAGGUGGAGAGCAUUGGAGUCCUGGAGGGGGCCAGAGAGGACGAAGAGGAGGAGGAGGAGAGGGAGAGGAUGGACGACCCCACCAUGCCUCAGAUCCUGUGCGUGACCGGAGGCGGUGUGCCAGAGGAGAGGGAAGAGCCGGUCGAGGACGAGACAACGGAAGCGGCCUCCUUUCGACGCGAGCCACCUGUCGCAGAGUUUCAACCGCCGCUGCAGCAGGAAGCUUUGUUGGCCCCCGCGCAGGAAGCGAGCACCGGUGACGACCAGCCGCCUGUCCUUCAAAACGAACUCAUGGCGGCUCCUCCCGAUAGCGGCAGCCCACUGCCUUCGGAACCCGCCGCCUUGUCAGGCCCUGAAGAGUGCCUCCAAGACGAAGAAAAGGCCAAAGACACGGAAGCACGUGAAGGGGCUGAGACGAAAGGAGUUAAGCGCAAAAGAGACAACGAGCUUGAGGACGAAGAGGCGGGACCAAGUACUGAUGAGAAAAAGAUGCAAGACGACUCCAUCGCCGCCAUGUUGGCCGAUUUUGUCCCCUGCCCACCUGACGACGACGAGGUUGCAGCCUCCGGGUCAAAGGUCUGACGAAAGAGGGCUGGCCGUGGUUGUUUUUGCAGUCUUGCAUCAUUUGUUUUGUUUCACACAAACCUCAGUUGGACAAUGAGACAUUUCAUUGACUGUCUAUCAAACUAAAGUAGUGAAGCCUUAUCGCUACACAGGCUAUGUGUAUAGUGUGCUCUCAUUUGUGUCUUCCUUGAGUUCAAGCUUUCUUUUGGGUUCUCUCGUCACAUGUCAUGUGCUUUGAUAUAAAAGAAUAAAAGCAUUGAAAAAAUGA